Messenger RNA from Phalaenopsis equestris, 1531 nucleotides. RefSeq lists its product as uncharacterized. The record is from RefSeq and is a predicted model, not a curated record. Bases 179 to 1297 code for a protein of 372 amino acids. The transcript has 5 exons. Gene Ontology annotation, molecular function: calcium ion binding. NCBI's taxonomy places the organism in Eukaryota, Viridiplantae, Streptophyta, Magnoliopsida, Asparagales, Orchidaceae.
CCCACGCGGCCACGUUUCCCGCCACCUCCCCUUUAGCCCAUACUACCCUCCGUUCCCCGCUGAAGACCCACCACCGCCGUCCCCAUAUUAAAUCCCGCCUUCUGCAGCAACACAAUCUCACAUUGUUGCGACAAAAAAACCUAGAGGAACAAUCUGACGAAAGUUACCGAAGAAGAAGAUGGCAAGCGGAUGGUUUUGGAGGAAGAAAUCCGCCCAGAAGUUAGUCGUUGACGGAUCGGAGAUAGAGAAACUGGUCGGAGACAAGGAAGCCUUCAGCAGCUUCGUGGAGCACAAGUUUGAGGAGCUCGAUCGAGACCAUGAUGGUAAGCUUUCCGUGCGCGAACUCCAGCCCGUCGUCGCCGACAUCGGCUCCGCUCUGGGCCUUCCAGCCGUCGGUUCAUCCCCUGAGUCCGAUCACAUCUACACCGAGGUGUUGAGUGAAUUUACGCAUGGAAAGCAAGAGAGAGUGAGCAAGUCUGAGUUCAAGAAAGUGCUAUCGGACAUUCUGUUGGGUGUUGCGGCGGGGCUUAAGAGGGAUCCAAUUGUUAUACUGAGGAUUGAUGGCAAGGAUCUCAGAGAAUUUGUGGAGAGCUCCAAAUAUGAAACAGAGGCCUUAGCCAUUUUCUCUGCGUUUGAAUCAUCCGGUGCUAGUUUGCGAAAGUGUUUGACAGCGGGUUUGAGACAGAUCAGGGUGGAGAACGGCAUGCCGCCGACUUCUGAUGAAUGGGUUUCGAGUAAUGUUGUGGAGCCUGCUCUGCAAUCCUUCCCUGUUGAAGAUCUUGAAAGGGCUGCUUCUCAAGAGGCCUUUUUGGAGUACUUCAAAAAGCUCAUCCGUGUCAUCGUUGAAAGCCUUCAGCAACGCCCCGUUAUUGUCGCCCACAGUGAGAACACCUUCAAUGGAAGUGGCAUUAGGAGGUUGCUAGCUAAUAAAUUUGAGUUGGACAAGUUGUUGGAUUCGGUAUGGAAGGACCUUCCCAAGGAUCAUCAUCACAAAGCAGCAACAGAGUACCUGCGUAUUGCACUUGAUAAAAUUUCUGCAUCAGCAGCUUUACCUCCUUAUGGUGCUGUUUCUGAGGUGGAUGAAGUUGUGAACGAGGCAACGAAGAUGGUGAAUUCCGGCGAAGGGAAUCUCGUCAACGAAGAAGAGUUUCAGAAGUUGUUGAAGGAGAUGCUCGGGUGCAUCAUGCUGCAACUAGAAGGUAAUCCCAUUUUUGUUUCUUCCAACUCUGUCGUUCAUGAGACUCUCAGCUCCUCAACACUUCUCCCGCCAACCAUGGCAAUACCUAAAGUUGGUUGAUUCAAAUAAUUUUGAACAAUAAAUAAUCCCAAGUGUGUGGAGUUCUUUGCAAAUUUCAACCACAAAUGCAUGGCAAGCUUAAAAUUGUCCCGUUUGUUUUUUUCUGUUGGGCAAGUAAACUUUCUUUGGGCAAUACUAUGUAUUUUAUGGUUUAUAUCAUGAAAAUUUAUUGCCUGUAAGGUAAUUGUAAGACUUGGAAUGGAACAUGCCAGGAAAUUUUUGUGCUUCAAAAAU